Molecule: messenger RNA, 972 nt
Organism: Closterium sp. NIES-65
Lineage: Eukaryota; Viridiplantae; Streptophyta; Zygnematophyceae; Desmidiales; Closteriaceae
Source: the annotation of a GenBank genome assembly
AUGAGCUUUCAGGACAUUGGCCGGUCGUCGGGCCCUGCCGGUGGGGGUAUGAACGGAGUCGGUCGGCCGACUUCCGGGACGUCAAGUCAGACGGUUCCGUCAAGUCAGGCGGUGGCGUCAGGCGUGUUUCAGAUGAACACGGCUGUGGGGACGUUCAAGCGGCUCGUCAACACGCUGGGUACCGCUAAGGACACCGUCGAACUCCGUGAGAAGCUGCACAAGUCGCGGCAGUACAUCAGCCAUCUGGCCAAGGACACGGCGCAGAAGCUCAAGGAUGCCUCUGCGCGCGACCAUUCCGCUGGCGUCAGCGCGACACAAAAGAUUAGCGAUGCAAAGCUAGCCAAGGACUUUCAAGCUGUGCUCCGCGAGUUUGAGCGCGCGCAGCACCUCGCGGCGGAGCGGGAGGCCGCCUUCGCGCCCUUCGAGAGCCCCCGCCGCGGGGGAAACGCGCAGAUGCCCGCUUGGGGCGCGGGAGGGGCCCCGUCGGUGGCUUCGCUGGGGUCGUCUGGAGGGUCGUCAGGCGGAGGGAGAGGAAAGAGGGGGACAGGCAGUGUGGGCUUGUCCAAUUUCGGAGGGGCAGGUGGGGCACAGUUGGCAGAGCAGGCGGAUAGGGAGGAGCAGAGAGACCCGCUGCUAGCACAGCAGAGACAUGAGAUGGCAGUGGUGGAAGGCGAGUUGGCUUAUAACGAGGCAGUGAUAGAGGAGCGGGAGCAGGGCAUUCAGGAGAUUCAGCAGCAGAUAGUGGAGGUGAACGAGAUCUUUCAAGACCUGGCCGUGCUCGUCCGAGAGCAAGGAGGCAUGAUUGAUGACAUAGAGGCGAACAUAGAGGGGUCGAGGGCACAGGCAGUGAACGCCAACAAGCAGCUCACCCAGGCGGCAAGGAGUCAACGCGAGUCCAGCUCAUUUACGUGUUGGGUGAUGGCAGUGUUUGCCAUUGCUCUCUUCAUUUUCUUCCUCAUCAUGUCUGCCUAA